This is a messenger RNA of Fundulus heteroclitus (mummichog), 1411 nucleotides long. RefSeq names its product serine protease 27. NCBI's taxonomy places the organism in Eukaryota, Metazoa, Chordata, Actinopteri, Cyprinodontiformes, Fundulidae. The transcript has 6 exons. Gene Ontology annotation, molecular function: serine-type endopeptidase activity. The record is from RefSeq and is a predicted model, not a curated record. Gene Ontology annotation, biological process: proteolysis. Bases 65 to 1063 code for a protein of 332 amino acids.
UGGAGCUGAACACCUGAAGUAAGACUUAAAGUCUGAAACUUGGUGAUCUUAGAGGAGUUUGAACAUGGCUCUCCAAAAGCUUCUUGGUUACGUUGCCUUCAUCAUUCUCAUAUGCCAUGAUUGUCAAUCACAGCAGCCAGAAUGUGGUUAUGUGGCUACAAAAACCAGAAUUGUUGGGGGUCAGGAUGCAUCCCCAGGUCGUUGGCCCUGGCAGGCAAGCUUACAGAAGGAUGGUUUCUCUUUCUGUGGAGGAUCACUGAUCACCGACCAGUGGGUGCUGACUGCUGCGCACUGCGUAGGCAGUGAUAUCCUCACUGCUGAAGUUCAUCUGGGUGUCUACAAUUUAUCGGAUUCCAACCCCAAUGAAGUGACUCGGAGGAUAGUAAUCGCCAACUGCCAUCCUGAUUACGAUCCUAUCACCAAUGACAAUGACAUGUGUCUGCUGAAGCUAUCAACCCCUGUCAAUUUUACAGACUACAUACAGCCCGUGUGCUUGGCCUCAGGAAACAGCACCUUUCAUGAUGGCACUACCAGCUGGGUCACUGGUUUUGGGGACCUUGGUAAUGGGAUGGCACCUGACAUCCUACAGGAGGUAGAACUACCAAUUGUGGGAAACAAUAAGUGCUCAUGCUACAAUCAAGACUUUUCCCCCAUCACAGAGAACAUGAUUUGUGCGGGUCUUGAUCUGGGUGGAAUGGACUCAUGUCAGGGAGAUUCAGGAGGACCACUGGUGAUGUACAAUGGACUUGUGUGGGUCCAGGGUGGAGUGGUGAGUUUUGGUGAUCGAUGUGCCAUUCCAAUGAGACCUGGUGUCUACGCUCGAGUGUCAGAGUAUGAGAGCUGGAUCAGUGUUACCGUCACUGGCAUGGAACCAGGCUUUGUUACCUUCACCUCGACAGGCACUGAUUUCGACUUGGAUUUUACCUGUUCUACCUUCAUGCCUCCCCCCACUGAUGAUAGUAUUUUUGCCAGUGGUAAAAACCUGGGUCACUUCACUCACUUUGUGGCUCUGUCUGCUCUUGCUCUGCUUUUCCAUGUCUAUGUUGGCAGUGGUGGAAUAUAAAUGUUGCAUAUUGAUAUGUGCAAUGUACACAUAUGAGUAUGGCCCCUUUUCACUUUGUGGUUUCCUUUUCUACAGUUGUAGCCACUUGAAUUGUGCUAAUUUUAGAAAUGUUUACACAAAGGAUUUGACUAGAAUCUAAUCUCCAAUACUAUAAUCUUAGUUUGUAACCCUGUAUUCAAUCCAAAUGAAACAUUAUAACUAAUCCAGCGCUAUUAUAUGGCUGUUAUAAUCACAUAUGGGCCGAUUUACAUUGAUUUGUCAAUAACUGAUGUACUUUCAAUCAAACCUCUUACAUGUUUCUUUUUACAGUAAUUUAUAACUAAAAAUAAAUGUCUCUUUGAAACUGGA